AUCAGGAACUGCAACAACUGCCGACCAAAACACGCUGACCACAGUACAUCCAUCUAUACCCAUCUGUGCGCUGCCGAGUUUUCUGUUACUGCACUAUCUGUGUAGGACCCUGCGGGACCUAGUCUGAUUUGCCUAGAGGCCAAUUCACCUCCUCGCGUCCCACGACCGAACGUGUCAGUCGCGCAACUGGGCUGGCUCACAGGAGCUGUGUUCCCCCAGGCCCCCACAACCAUGUCUUUCCGCUGGUCAGAACUGGGCUCCUCGCCUGCCAGCUCGCCCGCCACGCCAGAUAGGAUCUCCAAGAAGGCGACCUUCGGUUUUAGUGUGGACCAUCCCUCGACCACCCCUGCUGGGCCACCACCUCCCUCUGCAUCGUCCGCUGGUACUUUCACUCCCAUGGGAGACCCCUCGCCCUCCUUCCUUCAAAGUCCUGUCGGUGGCAUGAGCAACAAGCCGAAAGCGCCCAACUUUGGCAAACCGAGCAUAAGAGGCUCCAAGUCCGGUUCCAAAGGAGGCAGCGCGCCACUCGGCAGGUCCAUUCGGGGCUCUGCUAGACAGCCUUCAAGACUCAGUAGAGAGUAUCACGGCGAAGACGACGAUAACGACGGUGAUGACGGCGAGGGAGACGACCAAGACGAUCAAGACAACACUCGUAACGCCCCCACAACCCGUUCGGGAACAUUUGCGAUGAGCUUUGACGACACCACUGAAGGCGAGGACAACACCGACCCCCUAGAUGAUGACGAGCGUGACUAUGACAACGAUAGUCAACAGGGUGUCGAUGAGGAAGAUGAGGAUGGAUACGGAGUAGAAGAUGAGGUUGAGGCCAUGGUGGAGGAUGCUGUUGCAUAUGAUGUCGAAGAGGAUCUGCUGAAAGAGAUUGCUGGGGCAAGCUCGUAUCAGGGUCCUCUUGAAGACGCAGAUGGAGAUACUGAUCUCAUGAUGUUUGCAACACCAGCUGCGGACGAACGUAUUCGGAGAGAAGCUGAUGAUAUAUACCGCGCCUCGGCUAUGCGCUCAACUAUGGCGCGCAAGAGAGAGGUCAAGUAUGCUGUACUUGCGAAAGAUCUAUACAGCCACGUGAAUUUUGCAACCACCUUGGAGCCAGACAACGUUCUUCUGCAAACAGAAGACAUUGUGAAUAGACUCUAUGAUGAAGGUGUAGGCACCGAAGACGACGAGGAGAAGCUUGAUAAUACCCUGUCACAAGCCUGUCUAAGACUCGUUAAUGACGUAUGGACACCUUAUAUGGAAAGCCUGCCUAAAGUCCGCGAUGAGCACUCGGCCAAAGUUGGGCCCAGUUCAAGUGCUCCUACCUUUGAGAAAGCUAUGUACCUGUCUAGCCUGAUCUUUCGCAUACACCACACGCCCCCAGUUCAGGAUGAAUUUGGCGGCUCCAGAGUUCCGCUUCUUCCCGAGAUACUUUUCAAAUGGCAAGAAGAUGAGCACAAUUUAGAUGGUCAUCAAACCGAAAUCAUUCUUCGACAUCGUCCAUCCCCGGCUGCUCAUGGGCUGUUCUGGCAAGCUGUCUUCAACACCCUUGUACGUGGCAAUAUUGCUGCCACAGUUCGUCUAUUGAGAAACGCUACUUGGGAAUCAGUUAAGAAGACUCCUCGUGGUGAAUCAGCAUACGUCGGCCAGGCCCUGGCAAAUAUCAGACGGGCCGUCGAGGAUCUUUGCCAAAUCAUGGAGGGAUGCCCGUCAAUUAUCAAUGAUAGCUGGGACAUCCGCAGUAGUGACUGGACAUUAUUUCGUUUGAAAGCCAAGGCGGGACAGGAAGCCCUGAUCAACUUCGCAGAAGGCAAAGAUCGAUCCAAUUUCGCUUCUAGCCGUUUCAAUAACUCCCAUAUCUCCAAUUCACCAGGAGGUAAGCCUUCUCUCGCAGGGCUCGCACGAAAAGCCGAGAGUCUAAUUCCUUGGGACGUCUACGAGAAUCUACAAUCUUUAUAUGCCAUCCUCACAGGCGAGCCUGAAGCUAUUCUAGCAUCUGCUCAGGACUGGUGUGAGGCGACAGUUGGACUCUUCGGUUGGUGGGAUGAUGGUCACAACAAGCGUGGCCGAGGUUUAUCGCACUCUAGGUCGGCUCACUCUAUACCAGCUGCAAAUGACGAAGACUUCUUGGAUCGAUUAGCAUUGUGUCUGCAAACUGCAACGGAGUCAGACUUCCAUUUCAAUUCGGCUGAUGCGGUAGAAGUUAGUGUUGCAUCGGCUUUCGAGGGCAAUGUCGAAGGCGUGAUUGGAUUUCUCCGCUUAUGGUCUCUCCCCAUUGCAGCAUCGGUGGCAGAAAUUGCUUCGCUUGGACGAUGGCUACCACUUCCCGAACCCCAAAACCUCAUUAGCAUGAGUGAAUUCGACAUGGAAGAAUUGGAAGUAUUGGGUAUGAAGCAGAGUAGUGGUCCAGACGAUAAGGACGGCAUCAAGGACUCAACUCUCAUUCAUUACGCCCGCGGCUUAAGAGACCGUAAACAAACAUCCGGUUCGAUCCGUGGUGCCAGGGUGACUCGAGAUGGUUGGGAAUUGGCAGUUCAAGUUAUUGGUCGGAUAGACUCACAUGAACGCUCUGAGCAAAUGGUCCAAGAACUGCUUCAAAACGUCCUGAGCACUGUUGACGAGAACUCCCGCGCCACAAUAGACAAGAUGUGGGGGCUUCUGAACGAUCUCGGUAUGAUCAACUUCGCCGAGGACACAGCAGAGACUUUCGGGGAUAUCUUGGCCAAGGACACUUUCCGCUUCGGCGAGGCCCUCCGGUAUUAUGCCUUGGCCCAUCGGCCUGGGAAAGUCCGAGAUGUGCUCAAUACGCUGAUGUCGAUUUCCCUCGUUGAAUCGACAGUUUACCCUCCGGAAGGCGACCUUGACGAUUCUCUGAGGGCGCUUCUCAGAGAACGGACAGCAACACUCGAGGAUUUCGCAAAGCAAGAUCUAGAAGCUGCAGAGCUCCUUGCCAAAAUGCUUAGUGGAUAUGCAACGCUCAGGCAGUUCUAUGAACAUCGCGAUCAUGACGGCAAUACAGCCCAUAAAAAAUCGUUAAUGCGCCGCCAGCAAGCCGCUGCCGCUCUGACAGCCGUGAUUGCGAGUGCCGAUGAUAACAUCCGAGGUGGCUUAUAUGAUGACACUCGCGAUGCCGUCGUCAGCGAGGACUUCUUACUAGCACUACUUGGUGAAAUAUCAGUUUUUGUUGGGCAAUCACCCCCGCUAAUCAAUCUUCACCAAAUUGAUACCCUUCUCAAAGCCAUUGAAGACAUUCAAACAGUCGGCAGCCGGGUUUACGACGUAGCGGACGAGUUUUUCAAACUCGUUUUAGCAUCAGGGCACGGCAAAGGCUCCACACCAGCAAACUUGUUGAGCCAGUCGACUCCAUCGUUGGGCGGGAGUUUUGUAAUGACGGGCAGUUCUAUGAUUGCUUCUCAGCUGCAUAAGUCAGUGGUGAAGAGUGGCAUGAUUAAAGGGAGUAUAAAAAGAGGUUGGGACUGGAGGUCAACUAUAUUCGCUACAAGCAGCUCCGGAGAGGUCCUCAAACAGCUGAGACUGGAUCUCUCGAAAGACUUAGCCAAUCUUUGGCUUGAGCAAGCCGAUAAUGUCAUUCUAUAAAUUCUCAUAGUAUCAGGCGGGGUAGAACAUCAAUCGGUCGGUAUCAACGGCGUUGAGCGGGGGCAGCAUACUCCAAAUCGCCU
Molecule: messenger RNA, 3671 nt
Organism: Xylaria bambusicola
Lineage: Eukaryota; Fungi; Ascomycota; Sordariomycetes; Xylariales; Xylariaceae
Exons: 2
Coding region: 232-3588 (1118 amino acids)
Biological process (GO): positive regulation of DNA-templated transcription; mRNA export from nucleus; protein import into nucleus
Cellular component (GO): nuclear pore outer ring
Molecular function (GO): structural constituent of nuclear pore
Source: RefSeq, a predicted model, not a curated record